AUGUGGCAGAAUUCUUUUUUUAUUGCAAUAUUUAUUUUGAAUUUUCCCGAGAGCGAUGGUUCCCGGGCCCAUUUCAGUAAUCUCUCUCACGAGUUCACAACUCCGUCUGAUGAAAUCGGACCCAUGCUACCCGAUGACGGGUUUCAAACCUCCACUGUGAUAGCUGGCCUUAUGCCCGAUUCUUUCGGGGAGAUGUUUAAUUUCUUAGAUGGUGACAGCUUUGGAAUUGGUCCAAUGCAUGAAUUCGUAUACGGAUGGCAAGCGAUAGUGAACACUAUGAGCAUGAAGAACAAUGUUGAGGUACGAAAACGAGCUGGUCUUCAGAGGUUUGCUCUCGCCGGUAUCAACGGAAUAACUCUCAUAUCACAUAUUGGAGUUACGGAAAUUAUGAUUAAUGGCACCAGAAGCUACUGUUUCGGUGGAGUUUCUAGACCUCCUGGCAGGAGGAGUGUUAUUUGCAAAGGUGCAAUGUAUCAAGAAGGAAGAUUCUCGUGCAAGGUUCCUUACCUUCGCUAUCCAACAGUACUAGGAUAUAGAUACUGCAUAGAUAAUUAUGCUGCCGUUUCGUCUUUAGACGGCACAUAUAAAACCACAUACUGCGCUCGUGGUGAAUCUAUACCGAAAUUUCAUUACGAUUACAUCUGCGAACGUAGAGACGUUAAAAUAAAACGUGUCAAUCUAACGGAUCCCAAUGAGAGGUUUAAUAUACGUAAUCCUGUUGUACGCAGAGCUGAAUACUAUCGGGCUCCCUAUGAUAUAUUGAAGGCUUGUCCGGAUUGGUACGGAUGCAAUUUACGUAUAUCGCCUGAAUCUUUACAUCAACAAAUACCGACCGGCCUGUUAGACGCUAAUGAGACGGCUUUCGUUGGACACGGCGGGAAAUACUGGCUUGCUUUAUAUUAUACACAGCUCUCGACAUACGCAAUUUACUUCCAAGCUCAUGGUGAAUACCCGUGGCAAUCAAGUCGACCUAUAGUGUCUAUAGACAAAGGUGGUAUCUGGGAGCAGCUUUUGAAAGCAAAUAUAGGUCCAGACAUGAAUUUGCAUUACAAUUUGAAUGGUAUUUAUAAUAGAUACCCUGGCGGUGUGGUUAUGGCGGAUUUAAUGAGAAAUGAUGGACAGGUCCAACCAUCUAACUUUAGAACGGAUAAUAGAGACGGAGCUCCAGAGGAUAUUGUUAUUGGUAACACUCAUCUUUCUGCGGAUGGAGCUGCUGAUCCAAAUGCCGGCAACUAUAAACGGGGAUUUUUGUCCACAAGGAUCAAACAAGAGCGAGCCGUGUCUUGGGGUAAAAGCAACACGGGCACUACGGUGGCCCCCGACAUACCAGCUCCGGCGCCCCAACACACGGGGGUACUGGAGAUGACUGGAACAGAUAACAUCCGCUUCAGCGGUCACACCCUUGACAAGGCCACCAAGGCUAAGGUGACCUUGGAGAACUUUUACACGAAUCUCAUCACACAGCACUAUGAGAGGAAGCAACGACUAGAAAAAUUGGAAGAGUCGCUCAAAGAUGAAAGUCUUUCGGAGACGCAGAAACAGGAGAAGAGACAGCAGCAUGCUCAGAAAGAAACCGAGUUCCUAAGGCUUAAGAGAUCUAGACUUGGCGUUGAGGAUUUUGAGCCCUUAAAGGUGAUAGGUAGAGGGGCGUUUGGUGAAGUAAGAUUGGUGCAGAAAAAAGAUACGGGACAUGUUUACGCCAUGAAGAUAUUGAGGAAAGCGGAUAUGUUGGAGAAGGAACAGGUGGCCCAUGUUCGUGCAGAAAGGGAUAUUCUAGUAGAAGCAGAUCACCAAUGGGUCGUCAAGAUGUACUACAGCUUCCAAGAUCCCAUGAACCUUUACCUCAUCAUGGAGUUUCUCCCCGGCGGUGAUAUGAUGACCCUGCUGAUGAAGAAGGACACACUCAGCGAGGAAUGUGCUCAGUUCUACGUAGCUGAGACAGCGCUAGCCAUUGACAGUAUACACAAACUUGGAUUUAUCCACAGGGAUAUAAAACCUGACAACCUUCUACUCGACGCGCGCGGUCACAUCAAGCUGAGCGAUUUCGGUCUGUGUACGGGCCUCAAGAAGAGUCACCGCACGGAUUUCUACCGGGACCUAUCAAGGGCAACGCCAUCAGAUUUUAAUUUCUUUUCAGUAACAACGUCGUCAUCGGCUAUGGAUUCGAAGCGCAGGGCUGAAUCUUGGAAGAGGAACCGGAGGGCGCUCGCGUAUUCGACGGUUGGCACCCCUGACUACAUAGCACCGGAAGUGUUCCUGCAGACCGGAUAUGGACCUCAGGCUGACUGGUGGAGCCUUGGUGUCAUCAUGUACGAGAUGCUGAUAGGAUAUCCGCCGUUCUGUUCCGAGUCGCCUCAAGAGACGUACAGGAAGGUGAUGUCCUGGAGAGAGUCGCUUACUUUCCCACCGGAAAUACCCAUCAGCGAAGAUGCCAGGGAAACUGUUAUGAGAUUCUGUUCCGAACCUGAUAGACGUCUCGGCUCUCAGCGUGGUAUAGAAGACGUGAAGUCUGUGUCAUUUUUCCGAGGAGUUGACUGGAGCCACGUCCGCGAACGGCCGGCAGCCAUCACGGUCGACGUCCGCUCUAUAGACGACACGUCGAACUUCGACGACUUCCCUGACGUUAAGCUCGAAAUACCUUAUUUUCCAGCAUCAGCGCCCAUAACACAGGAGGGUGAGAUAGCUUAUAAGGAUUGGGUUUUCAUCAACUACACGUUCAAGAGGUUCGAGGGUCUCACUCAGAGAGGGACGCCUACCAAGAAAUGA
Molecule: messenger RNA, 2766 nt
Organism: Danaus chrysippus (African queen)
Lineage: Eukaryota; Metazoa; Arthropoda; Insecta; Lepidoptera; Nymphalidae
Source: the annotation of a GenBank genome assembly